CCGCGGUGCAUUGUGGGUAAAGGACACGGCUCCCAUCCCGGAAGUUUUCGCCGCCGGCCGCCGCGAGAAUUUCGCUCGCAAGCCGUCACGGAGGCGAAGCUGACGCUCUAACUCGAUUUGUUUAUCGGCCACGCGAAGCUUUCUUGCGGUCGUUGCGUUUGAGGCGAGCGUCGGCAAAAUUGGAACUCGAUAACCCGGCUCGUUAGCGGCUAUGCUAACUCCCGACCGGAUGUUCAAAACACAAGUCACGUGUGUUUUUAUUAUGGGGGGGGGGGGCGAGUUCUCCCGAGCUAUCCUCGGUCACAAUUCCUCGUCCUCUUUACGCACGAUCUUGGGAAUUAGCUUUGCUCUGGAAAUGAAACUCCACAGAAUGCUGCUGAGUGAGUGUAUGAAGUGCUCGAGGAUGUAUCUGCGGUGCACGGGACACCUGCACGCGAGGCGUGCUCUCUCUCGCAUGGGGGGCGAGCGAGCCUUCGGUGCCGGUUCGGGUCGGUACGCGGUGCCACCGCUGUACUACGGCGAAGGGGAUCCUGGGGGACUUCGUUUGCUGCUUGAGUCCCGAAGAGGAGCGCCAACUUGCUCGGCGAGAAAGAAGAACCUGCUGCGAGGAGGACCGUCCUCUCCUGGGUCCACGGUCCGCCACAUAACGACCGAAAUGCCUCUUUCCAUUGUCCCGCCGCCUUUUGUCGUGAUGAGAUUCGAUCAGGAGGGAAAUGUUACAUCAUUUGAGAAGAAGAAAACUGAGCUUUGCCAGGAAUUAAGUCUUCAGGCCAGGGAUCUUCGGUUCCAGCACAGUACCAGUCUCACCACCAGAAACAACUGCAUCAUCCUACGAAUGGAGUCAUUAAAAGCCAUCGUGACCCCGCACUGCCUUUUGGUGUUGGAUUUCCGCGGGCUGGGUCUGGAGCGCUGGCUGGUUCUGGAGCUGGCCCCGCAGCUGGCGUCCCAGACGCACUCCCUGCCUUUCGAGUUCAGAGCGCUGGAGGCCAUCCUGCAGCACAGGGUGAACAACCUGCAAACCCGGCUGAAUGAAGUGGAACCGGCCAUAUUGGACGUUUUGGAAUCGCUGGUGGAUCCCAAAAUCCUGUCUGCCGAUAGAAGUAAACUGCACAUCUUGCUGCAGAACAGUAAAAGUUUGUCAGAGUUGGAGACCGACAUUAAGGUUUUUAAGGAUUCCUUGCUGAAGAUUUUGGAUGAGGACGAAAUCAUCGAAGAACUCUGCCUCACCAAGUGGACGGACCCGAGAGUUUUUGAGGAGAGCAGUUUGGGGAUCGAUCAUGCCGAGGAGAUGGAGCAUUUAUUGGAUAAUUAUUACAUGCAGGCCGAGGAGCUGGGGAACAAGGCCCGCGAGCUGAAAGGCCUGAUCGACGACUCUGAGAGCGUCAUCUUCAUCAAUCUGGACAGCCAUCGAAACGUGAUGAUGCGAUUGAACCUGCAACUGACCAUGGGCACCUUCUCGCUGUCCUUAUUUGGUCUGAUCGGCGUGGCCUUCGGGAUGAAUUUGGAGUCGUCUUUUGAAGAGGACCCUCGCGUUUUCUGGCUGGUGACAGGCUUCAUGUUCCUUGGCAGCGGCCUGAUUUGGAGGCGACUUCUGUCGUUUUUGGGACGACACUUGGAGCCCGCGUUACUCCCGCAAAUUCCUCCAGUUUGGAAGAGAAAUCUGAAAGUAUCAGACAUGAAGGCGGGAGUGAGAUGAUGACGCCACGAGACUUGAAGUGGCCGAGCACUUUGCAGGUUUUUCCCCAAGAUGACGCAAAUGAGGAAAAUCGGGAUCCUGUUGAACUCUCGUGCGUAAGUCCUUGUGCAGACGCGGUCUUCGCAAUGUGUAACCAGUUGCGCGGUACCUCUCGUUCACUUCUCCAUUGGUGGGAGGGGGAAAUAAUAAUUUCGGUGUGUCAUGUAGAAAAAUGAGAACUGUGUCAAGUGUCGUCUUCGCAUCUUACAUGGUACUACAUCGUAUCAUAAUUGUGUCACAGGCAUGUAUAGUUUGUGGCAUAUAUUAACUAUACGGCAUUUUUGUGUGGAACUAUUUCAAAUACAUAUCCCUGCCCAUCGGUCACAGUGCACCUCAUUUUUAUUAUUUGAUUGGAUUUACCGAAAUGUUGAAUCUUCUAUUUUUUUCCCCCAAUUGUCAGAAUUGGAGUGAGCCUGAUCAAGUUUGACUUGAACUUUGAACUGUAUACAAAUGAUAUUAUAACUUGUGCCAAGCAGAUAUUCUAGUAUGAAACAGAUGUUUUGGUUGCAGAAUAUGCAGUAUAAAUUUGAAAAAAAAAUAAAGAGCAAAGAUA
Messenger RNA from Syngnathoides biaculeatus (alligator pipefish), 2288 nucleotides. RefSeq names its product magnesium transporter MRS2 (gene mrs2). Lineage: Eukaryota; Metazoa; Chordata; Actinopteri; Syngnathiformes; Syngnathidae. The record is from RefSeq and is a predicted model, not a curated record. Bases 212 to 1696 code for a protein of 494 amino acids. Gene Ontology annotation, biological process: mitochondrial magnesium ion transmembrane transport. Gene Ontology annotation, molecular function: magnesium ion transmembrane transporter activity. Gene Ontology annotation, cellular component: mitochondrial inner membrane. The transcript has 12 exons.